This is a messenger RNA of Pectinophora gossypiella (pink bollworm), 2466 nucleotides long. Its product is annotated as zinc finger protein 559-like. The coding region runs from base 168 to 1211 and encodes 347 amino acids. Gene Ontology annotation, biological process: regulation of transcription by RNA polymerase II. NCBI's taxonomy places the organism in Eukaryota, Metazoa, Arthropoda, Insecta, Lepidoptera, Gelechiidae. The record is from RefSeq and is a predicted model, not a curated record. Gene Ontology annotation, cellular component: chromosome; nucleus. Gene Ontology annotation, molecular function: chromatin insulator sequence binding; zinc ion binding. The transcript is spliced from 6 exons.
UUUCAAGUCGUAAGCCUAUUUUCAAUUUUUAUUUAUGAAAUUAUUGCUUUAUUAUCAAAAUUAUUAAUUUUAAUACACUGAAAAGGCCUUUUUUACAAGUGCUAACAAUGAUUUCUCUUAGACAAACACAAUAAAGUUUCACAACUAGUGAGAUAAUUUUGUAAAAUAUGGGAUCGAAAGAUGCAACAAGUGAACCCGAGAUAAAUAGUCAAAUAAAAGUAGAAUUUGACUAUAUUCUGGACUUAUGCCGUGUUUGUAUGGUGCGGAAUAAUGAUAUGAAGCCUUUAUUUAAAGCAGAAGACAAUAAUAUUAUAGAAAAAGUGGAAUUUUGCACAGGAGUUAUAUUUGCAAAAGAAGACAGUCUACCAUCAAACAUUUGUUGCUCCUGCCUCGAAAACUUAACAAUAGCAUACCAGUUCAAAACUGCUUGUAUAACGUCUGAAGAGGCGUUCCGUAAAGUCCUUACACAGGUCAAGACUGAGGAGCCGGAGUAUGCAUAUGAUGAUGGAAUUGACGAUGUUGAUGAUGACGUCAAAGACGUACUGAAGGAGGUCCUAGAGUUGAACAAAGUUAAAGUUAAGAAAGUGAAGAAGGAAGGUGAGAGUACAGUCAUCCAACCCAAACCGGAACGCAAGAAACGGAAACCGUACACGAGAAGACAACCAGCGCCAACUCGCGAGAAGAAGCAGGAUGCAGAACAGCAAAAUAAGCAGCAACACUCCCAUGGAACACAUUGGAUGUGUGAAAUUUGCGGGAAGAUGUUCGUUCACCGGUCUUCGCACCACACGCACCUCAAGUCGCACAUGCCCCCGCAGUAUAAUUGCGAUGCAUGCGACUACAAGACCUGGCACAAGUGCGACCUCGUCAAGCACAUACGAAUACACACGGGAGUGAAACGCUUCCAAUGCGAGUUCUGUACAAACUCUUACUAUACAUCGUCCAACCUGCUGAGCCACAUCCGUAGCUUCCAUGAGCGGGUGAAGCGGUUCCAAUGUCACCUGUGCGACCGAGCCUUCUACGACAAGACCAAGCUCAAUCGACACGUGGACUCGCACAAUGAUAUUAAACGGUUCGAAUGCUCGCUGUGCAACUCAUGCUUCACGCGGCGCUGCUACUGGAAGAAGCACGUGUCGCGUGCGCACGGCGUGGCCAUCCCGCGCAUGCGCCCUGGCAAGAAGAAGAAUAGCCUCGUGCUCGAGGUGCCGGCCUGAGGGAUAACACUUGUUCCCCAUUAUGACAGUUGCCCAAACCAACCCACAGUGGAGCAGCGUAGUGGAGUAUACUCCAUAACCCUGGUUGAUUGAGGGGAGGCCUGUGCCCAGCAGUGGGACGUGUCGUCGGUCGUUGGCCUACAAGUUAUAGCAAUAAUUAACGUACAAAUUGCGUUGAUGUAAGAAAAUAUGUAAAAAUAUGGCUGUUUCACAUAUUUUCUGUGUAAAUAAGUAUAUGGGACCAUAUCUGAAUGUGUAGCUACUGUUGACGACAGGUCGACAUGGCAAUCGGGGCAUGAGGUGAGCCGCGGAGGCGGGGUCGCCCCGCACACCCGCACAGUCCCCGCGGCGUCUUAGUCUUAGUGUCGCACGAGUCCGUAUCGACCGCGUUUAUCGAUUAUAAUCUCGCUCACAUAAUUUAUUGAAUUAGAAAUUAACAUUAACAUAAAAGAAAAACAAUAGAUUUAAAAGAAAUCUAAUCUAAAUAUUUAUGGUCAAUCAAAAUUAUAAAUAUUACAACAGAAAUUAUUGAAAACUAAGAAUAAUAUUUUAGAAAUAAAAUUAACGUUAGAUGAUUCAGAUGAAUAAAUAUUGGCCCCGAUUCCUGCAGACACCGCCUAAUUUUAUUUUAAGUUAUAUCCUUCAUUUUCAUAUCCGUCGAAAAGGAAAGGGACGGAUGAUUCACAGCUCUUAAUUUUAGGAAGAAUGAGUAAAUUAAUGUGUCGGGUUAUUGACUGACGUAAAAUUUUUAGACGGUUGGUUUAGAUUUGUGCUUAAAAUUGACGUGUGUUCCAUAAAUUUUAUGCUUGUCGAUUACCCGUCCCUUUCCUUUUCGGCGGAUAAGAAAAUGACAGAUAUAACUUAAAAUAAAAUUAGAUGGUAUUUACAGGAAUUAGCACCAUUAACUUAAAUGAAAACGUGGUAUUAUUUUAUUCACAUUUUGUUACAUACAUAAUAAAAAUAUAUCGAUAUUGAAAACGUCACGUCACUAGAGAAUUGCCAUGUCGACCUGUCGUCUACAUUAUCCUAGUAUACAGAGUGUUAGUGACACCAUAACGAAUACUGAGGGGGAUGAUUCGGACCGUGAUUCUGAGUUGAUAUCAAGUGGAAUUUCCUCUUAGAAAAUUAAUAAUUGCAUUUUAAAAUUAUUUUCAGUUACAUACUUUUGCGACGGAAAAUUCCACUUGAUGACAACUCAGAAUCAUGGUCUGAAUCAUCCCUCAAAGUUUUCGUUACGAUGUCACUAACACCCUGU